GGUAGCCGACCCCAACGUAGUUGGGAAAAGGCUAGGCCGAUGAUUUUGAUAAUUGAUAUUUCGGAACUCAUUAAGAACCAAUCACCGCCUCUUGAAUCAAUAUUAUUGCGGUUGUGGAAGUGGGAUAGCACAAUGGACGACUUAGAGCGAUGUCUCUUUCACAAAUAAAAAAAUGUGAUACCCUUUCUGGUCUAACAGCGGCCGUUAUGCGAAAUUACUUUGAAGUUUGACGGAAAAUGAAAUAUGAAAAUUGAGCCAAUAAACAGGUAGACAGGGUUGUUCGUUAUUAGUUCAUGCCAAAUGAUGUUCCCGAGCGAUAAUUGUAACUGACUUACGUAUAUUAUUAUUAGCAAGUCAUUGUAACUUUUCAUUUAAAAUCGGGAAUACAUUACUUCAUGUUUAUAAUGAAUGUUUCAAUUCCAACGCUUUUAGUCUUUGUGCAGUGGUGACUGUAGUAGGCUCGUUUACUUAUUAGAUGUUCGUAGUUUAGUGAUAAAGUAUAGAAGCAAUAUUUGCCAACAAAAUGGCGACGUUACUCGCGAAGAUACAAGAUACAUAUAAUUUCAUUUUCUAUGAUUUAUGUGAUGAUAGAACACGAGAUUUAUUCCCCACUCACAUCCACAUGCUGAUCAUCCUGCCGACCUAUUUAUAUUUCGUCAAGAGAUUAGGUCCUCGCAUCAUGCAGAACCUGCAGCCAUUUGAGUUGAAAACACCUAUUAUGCUGUACAACAUAUUCCAAAUAUGUAUUAGUUUCUAUAUAUUUGUUCUGGGACUUGCAGCAGGAUGGCUCAAUCACUAUGACAUUACAUGUCAACCUGUUGAUUAUACAGAAAAUAUAUACUCAAGAAGAAUGUUAAAUGGCUUUUGGUGGUACACAACAGUGAAGCUGAUUGACUUAAUGGACACGAUAUUCUUUGUGUUAAGAAAGAAGGACAGGCAGAUAUCCUUCUUGCACGUGUUCCAUCACUUCAUGAUGCCUAUUGCAUCGUACAUUGGACUCAAAUACUUCCCGAAUGGCCAUUCUUCCCUCCUCGGUAUCAUCAACUCUUUCGUCCACGUCAUCAUGUACACGUAUUACCUGAUAGCUGGUCUUGGACCUAAAUACCAGAAGUACAUCUGGUGGAAACAGCACGUCACCACCCUGCAACUGGUCCAAUUCGCCAUAAUCUUCGUCCACAACGUGAUACCUAUAUUUAAGGAAUGCGCUUACCCCAAGUGGAUCAACGUUUUACUCGCCAUACACAGUUUGCAAUUCGUUUAUCUAUUUGGAAGCUUUUAUUACGAAACCUACAUUAAGACACCACAGAAGAAAACCAAGAGUAGUACCGCGAAUGGUACCAGCAAAAAGGUCAAAGCUAACUAGUUUUGACGAUUUUUUUUUAUAAAAUGUUAGCCGACGAUGCAAAUAUUUGUAACUGGGUACCUGAUGAUGCUUGGCUAUUGGUUGAGGUAUUUUUAUUCAUCCAGUAGACUAAUAGCCGAAAUCUAUUCUGUAAUACUGUGGUUCAUAUCCCAUGCACAAGUUACGCAUCGUCUGUCCAACAUAUUAAUUGUAAGGAAUGAUUGAAGAAAAAUUGAGACUGUGGCCAAGUCAGAAUUGUGGUUGAAAAUCACUUGGAGAAACUAUAACUGUUAAUUGUGUAACUUAUCAUUCAGGUGUAUUAAAAGAUCUAAUUUGCUUACAGUCUCAAUCUGAAUGUAGGCUAUAUAGUUUAAUGAAAUUACUAGUUACUAUAUGCGAGCCUAGUAUUGAGCAUUUAUCUGUUAUAAUGUACGUACAUUAUUAUGUUAACAUAAAAAAAUAAAAUUAGUAUGC
Trichoplusia ni (cabbage looper) is the source of this 1816-nucleotide messenger RNA. Its product is annotated as elongation of very long chain fatty acids protein AAEL008004-like. The coding region runs from base 524 to 1363 and encodes 279 amino acids. Gene Ontology annotation, biological process: very long-chain fatty acid biosynthetic process; fatty acid elongation, polyunsaturated fatty acid; fatty acid elongation, monounsaturated fatty acid. Gene Ontology annotation, cellular component: endoplasmic reticulum membrane. Gene Ontology annotation, molecular function: fatty acid elongase activity. The record is from RefSeq and is a predicted model, not a curated record. The transcript has 6 exons. Lineage: Eukaryota; Metazoa; Arthropoda; Insecta; Lepidoptera; Noctuidae.